AAUAUUCACGUCAAUUACUCCAAUCCGUUACUUUUUUUUCUUCUAGAUUUUCUCGCACUUGCCUUUUUUUCUCUUCAAAUAUUCAAAUCCAAAGAAUUUGUACAGUCCACAAUGGAAACCAUGCCUAUUGUGUUGGACAUAAGCUCUGAAGAAGAAGAAGUGUGUUGGGAAGAUGAAAGAGAAAGUACCCUUGACUCUUAUUGGAUAAAGAAGUUUGUGGAUAUGAGGGAUGAAGAACUAUGCAAUGUUGUUGUGUUGAGUGAACUCAAUGAUCAAGAAAAACAAGAAGAAGAAGAUGAUUGUUUCGUUCUAGAUUGUGACCCUGAAAACCAACUUAAAUGUGUUCAGGAUUCGUCCAUUGAUUCUGAUGACUUGCUUCUAGUUGGGGAAAAGGGUCAGAUUGCAUGCAGAGACUAUCCUCAUCCCCGGCAUCUUUGUGCCAAUUUUCCUUAUUCUUCUACCCCACAUGAGAAACACUGUGGCCAGGUAAAAUAUCAAUUAUUAAGGCUUUGUCAGAAUUUAGAAUUUAUGUAUGUUCUCUCAUGUUAUUUGAUGAUAUAUAAUAUAUGCUUUUAUUACUUGAUGUCUAAUUUUGAUGACACACAGUGCCACUGUUAUGUAUGUGACUCUCUAGCACCAUGUCUGAAAUGGGGCAAUGGCCUUUCAACUACAGAUCAUUGUCAUGCAACUGAUAAAACUAAGACAUGGAAAACUUUAAGGGAAGAUUUCAAGCUUGGUAAGACUGCUCCAUUGCCAGCUUCAACCAACUUAGGUACUUUAAGCAAUGUAGUGAAUUCUCAACAUAACCAUCGAGAUCAAUUGUCUUCCAAUUCCGUCUCAGCGGAUCAAACAUCGAUAUCAACUGCAUCAUAUCCGCUCUCAGUAAAUCUCAUGCUUCAAAAUCAGGUCUCUUGGCCUAUUACAAUGAAUACAUGCUCCUCACUAAGUUCUGGAUUGCAGAAUCAGGCCUCUUUGCCAAAUACAAUGAAUACAAUUGAUUUAUGGCCCACACUAUUACAGAAUCAGAUACUCUGGCCAAAUAUUGUCUUUGAAUCCUACCCAGCUUCCAACUUUACAAUCCCGAAUGGCGCAAACAAUGGUAGAUGUCAAGAAUCAGGAUCUCCUUGUACAAUUCCAAGACAGUUUCUAGGUGUACACAAUCCUGCCAUCCAAAAGGAGCGAGGACAUAGAGUUUGCGCUUUAGGACCUCAGCAUACAGCUUUCAAGAGGAAAUACACUGUUGGUGCUGCCAACACCGUGACAACUAACAAUGUUAAAGCUCCCGUUGCAUCUAGCUUCAGCAAUCAUGUGAGUCUGCAAUACAAUAGAUAUCAUCCUGCUGCGACCGAACUCUCGAAUAGCAGAAAUAGUAAUGGACAAAAUAAUGUCAGGUACUCCAAAGCUAUUAAUUCAUUGCUCACACAACCAAGACCAGCAUAUGCAACCCUACCAUGUUACCAACCAAAUAGUAUCCAUAGUCUGUGUGGAUAUAAUAAUAAUAAUAAUAAUGUUCAGGAUAAUGGUGGUCUUUUGAGUUAUGUGUCUCCCCUUAAUAGAAAUCAGCUGCAUCUAAAUGAGCAUCAAAUUGGAAGUCAAAAUGAAAAUGCUGAUGGAAAUAAAUCUGCAAGAAAAACAGGUUUUUUUGCUAAAGAUUCAAGUUUGGCUGAGAAUACUAGUCAUAACAUUUCUAAUGUUCAUAGCUUAGUAUCUAUGAACAUACAAAAAAAUGCAAACGAGUCUAGUACUCCUUUUACUAGAAGCACUCACCUCUCAGUGAAUGAUAUAAAGCACUGGCUUCUUAAUUCUAGUUAAUGUAGAUGUUGUUUUUAGCAUCCGAACUGAAUAUAUACCAUCUAUGGAAAGUCAUUCCAA
Cicer arietinum (chickpea) is the source of this 1872-nucleotide messenger RNA. The record is from RefSeq and is a predicted model, not a curated record. NCBI's taxonomy places the organism in Eukaryota, Viridiplantae, Streptophyta, Magnoliopsida, Fabales, Fabaceae.